AUGGUUGGAGGUUUGAGCGCUGCAAAGCUGUUGAAAUCCAGCGGUCUGAAUCCCGUGGUGCUCGAGGCCAGGGAUCGGGUUGGCGGUCGCACCUUCACCGUGCGGAACAAGGAGACAAAGUGGGUGGAUCUGGGCGGGGCUUAUGUGGGACCGACGCAGAACCGCCUCCUGCGGCUGGCUAAAGAGUACGGCAUACAGACCUACAAAGUCAACGAGAAGGAGAAUCUGGUGCAUUAUGCCAAUGGCAAGUCUUACCCGUUCAAAGGCUCCUUCCCUCCCAUGUGGAACCCCAUUGUCCUGAUGGACUUCAACAACCUCUUCAGGACAAUGGAUGAAAUGGGCAAGGAGAUUCCCAAAGAGGCACCCUGGAAGGCUCCACAUGCCGAGGAGUGGGACAAAAUGACCAUGCAGCAGCUGUUUGAAAAAGUCUGCUGGACCAGUACUGUUCGUCGCUUCGCCACCCUGUUUGUCAAUGUGAAUGUGACGUCUGAACCCCACGAAGUGUCGGCCCUGUGGUUCCUCUGGUACGUGAAACAGUGCGGGGGAACCAUGAGGAUCUUCUCCACCACCAACGGUGGACAGGAGAGGAAGUUUGCAGGCGGCUCCGGUCAGAUCAGUGAGUGCAUGGCCAAAGAGCUGGGGGAGCGUGUGAAGCUGGAGUCUCCGGUGUACAGGAUCGACCAGACCGGGGACGUGGUGGUGGUGGAGACGGUGAACAAACAGACCUACACGGCCCGGUACGUGAUCGUGGCCACUCCUCCGGCCAUGAACCUGAAGAUGCACUUCAGCCCCGAGCUGCCCCCCCUGAGAAACCAGCUGAUCAACCGCGUGCCCAUGGGCUCCGUCAUCAAGUGCAUGGUGUACUACAAGGAGAACUUCUGGAGGAAGAAAGGUUACUGCGGCAGCAUGGUGAUCGAGGAGGAGGGCGCCCCCAUCGGCCUCACGCUGGACGACACAAAGCCUGAUGGGAGCGUUCCCGCCAUUAUGGGAUUCAUCCUAGCUCGCAAGUGUAGAAAGCUGUGUGAUCUUUCCAAAGAAGAAAGGUUGAGGAAGAUCUGUGAGAUUUACUCCAAAGUCCUGGGCUCAGAGGAGGCUCUGCAUCCUGUGCACUACGAGGAGAAGAACUGGUGUGAGGAGGAGUACUCCGGAGGCUGCUACACGGCCUAUUUCCCCCCGGGAAUCCUCACCCAGUUUGGCAGAGUUCUGAGGGAGCCGGUGGGCAGGCUGUAUUUCGCGGGCACAGAGACGGCCACAGAGUGGAGUGGAUACAUGGAGGGCGCAGUGCAAGCCGGGGAGCGAGCAGCCAGAGAGGUUUUGUGUGCCAUGGGUAAAAUUCACCAGAGUCAGAUCUGGCAGUCUGAGCCGGAGUGUAAGGAAGUCCCUGCACUCCCAUUCGUCACCACCUUCUGGGAGAGGAAUACGCCUUCGGUUGGAGGUUUCCUGAAGCUGGUGGGUGUCUCCACCUUCCUGUCUGCUGCUGCGGCCGCCGGCCUGGUGGCCUACAAGAAGGGCCUCCUGCCACAGAGUUAA
Messenger RNA from Menidia menidia (Atlantic silverside), 1530 nucleotides. Lineage: Eukaryota; Metazoa; Chordata; Actinopteri; Atheriniformes; Atherinopsidae. The record is from the annotation of a GenBank genome assembly.